AAAUGUUUGUUCGCAGUUUCAUGUUGAGGUGCAGUGACAGCGUUAGUGAGUUUUCUGUGAGUCUCUCGCGCAUCUCCUCUCCUCUCCUCUCUUUUCCUCUCCUCUCUUCAGCUCAGCGCUCUCACACUGAGGGAGGGAGCUGUAGGUAACGAAGCCUCUGCUCACAGGUUUUCCUUAAAGCGCGGAACACUGUCCCUGGAGCAGUUCUGGGACCGAAUAAACCCGCUGUCCAGUCCGUGUUCCUGAACACUUUUAAACCCUCAGCCUGCUGGAUCAGCCGGAACCUGCUGACACCUGACGGCGCGAGGCUGAAGCUAACCUAUUGAUUUUAACACCACCGCAGACACGUGGACUAGUUCAGACUGGAAUAAACACGUUUUUAUGUGAUAUGUAAGUGAAUGAAGUGGUGUGGGGGGCUCUUGGUGAGUAGUUCAGUGCUCUGUGCUGGUCUGGAGUCUGGGAGGGGGCGGUGGUGGUGCUGGUUGUGAGGGCUGUGAGUCCCAGAGGAGCGGGCUGGCCGACAGAGGAGUUUAACACGGCGCGCUGGAUGAAGGUUUGAGAGGCUGUCGACCCCCCGCCACUUCCACCGGCCGGAGGGAACCGUACAUGGAGUUUUUAACCUGGACCCGCUAGGAUGGACGUGGUCGAUGAAACGGAAGCCUUACAGAGAUUUUUUGAAGGUCAUGAUAUUAACAGCUCUUUGGAGGCAGCAAACAUUGACACCAGUAUCCUGGAGGAGUACAUCAGCAAAGAGGACGACAGCACAGAUAUCUGUUUUUCAGAGGUCCACAGCAACCCAGGGCCCAACUACUCCUCCCCCCAGGCCGGAGCAUCCUCAUCUGGGGGGGUAGUGUGUGGUGUAAGCCCCCCCAUUGCCCAGCGCCAAAGCACAGCCCAGGCUCUGCCCCCACCUUGCCAGAACCCCUAUCCCCCUCCACCCCCACUUGGACUCCUCAGACACAACCACCCCUGCCUGGGGCAACAGCAGAGCCAGUCGCAUCAGCACCACCAGCAGGUCCCACAGCAACACAUCAAACCAGAACACUGCGUUCAUUACGCACCCGGAACAUUACCUGAGUCUCCACCAGACUCUAGCUCAGAGCCCUACUCUCCCCAGCAAGUGAAUGACUCACACAUGCUCAGGGCCAUGACGCCUGAGAACAUGUGCCAUAUGACCAGUCCACCACCACUGCCCCCUCAUGGCCACUAUCCCAGCAUGCACCGGGACAUGUACCUGAAACCAGAGCCCAUGAUUUCACAGUACCCAAUUGGUCCAGCCAGCAGUGGAGGUGGAGACAUACAACAGAGUCAGAUGCUACAUCAGCUAUUACAACAUCCACAAGGACAAGAUGGUAUUCCUGUUCACCAAGCAAAGAAGAGGAAGCACUCAGAUUCUCCUAACAGCACUCUCAAUGCUCAGAUACUCAGCGGCAUCAUUAAACAAGAACCAGGUUUGAUGCAGGAUGCUGAAAACUCAUACUUGGACCCAAACUAUCAGUGCAUAAAAUGGCAGCCACACCAACAGAACAAAUGGACUCCGCUAUGUGACGCCAGUGGCAAAGAACUCCCAAUGCCUACGUACAGGGUAGAUGCUGACAAGGGUUUUAAUUUCUCUUUGGCUGAUGAUGCAUUCGUGUGUCAGAAAAAGAACCACUUCCAGGUCACUGUAUACAUCGGCAUGCUUGGGGAUCCAAAAUACGUUAAGACCAGUGAAGGACUACAACCAAUAGAAUGCUUUUACCUGAAACUCAAUGGAGUCAAGUUGGAAGCAAUGAACCAGACCAUUAAUGUGGAGCAGUCACAGUCUGACCGCAGCAAGAGACCGUUUAAACCUGUACUGGUGACUCUGCCUCCAGAACAGGUUACUAAGGUAACAGUGGGCCGACUCCACUUUAGUGAGACCACAGCCAAUAAUAUGAGGAAGAAGGGCAAACCAAACCCUGACCAGAGGUACUUUAUGCUGGUGGUGGCUCUCCAGGCUCAAUCCCACAGUCAGAGUUAUACGGUGGCGGCGCAGGUGUCUGAGAGGAUCAUCGUCAGGGUAACCGCUGCAUCUAACCCAGGUCAGUUUGAGAGUGAUAGUGAGGUGUUGUGGCAGAGGGGUCAGCUUCCAGACUCGGUCUACCACCAUGGCCGAGUUGGCAUCAACACUGACCGACCUGAUGAGGCACUGGUAGUCCACGGCAACCUCAAGGUCAUGGGCUCUCUUGUACAUCCCUCAGACAUCCGCACCAAAGAGAAUGUGAAGGAGGUGGACACCACAGAUAACCUGAAGCGAAUUUCUCAAAUGCGAUUGGUGCAUUACCAGUACAAGCCUGAGUUUGCUGCUACUGUGGGCAUUGAUAACACCGCAGAGACCGGAGUGAUAGCUCAAGAGGUUCAGAAGAUUCUUCCAGAAGCUGUGAAGGAGGGGGGAGACGUAGUGUGUGCCAAUGGAGAGACCAUCCCUAAUUUACUGGUAGUCAAUAAGGAGCGUAUCUUUAUGGAGAAUGUGGGAGCCGUAAAAGAACUGUGCAAACUGACAGAUAAUCUGGAGACUCGUAUCGAUGAGCUUGAACGCUGGAGCCGCAAACUUGCUAAACUACGACGCCUUGACAGCAUGAAAAGCACUGUCAGCGGGGGUACAGUCAGCCAGUCAGGAAGCCAGUUUAGCAGAACAGGUAGUGGUCCAUUUAAGAAGAUAACUGUCAAAUCAGGAAGCAAGAGUGCCGUUCCAGAGCAGGGCUGCUUGAGCCACAAGUUCCUGCAGGGCACCAUUCUAGCCCUGGUCAUCAUUAUGGCCUUCAGUGUCAUCUCAAUGUCCAUUCUCUAUGUGCUAAACAUGCAUCAGCAUGGAAACGUAGCUGAGGUUGAUGGUUCUUUCUCCUCCUGUGUUCUCUACAUCUCCUGGAUGCCUUUCCUCACUGCCACUGUCACUUUCUGUCCAUCCAUGUGUUCAUGGUCUCGCUCAGCACUGGGUUCCUCUCAUAAGGCCGUUUAUUCUUCUCCCAGAUAUCCUAUGUCUACACUCUCUCCAGACACCACCUCUCCAACUUUGCCUAAUCAUCCAGCUUGCUGCCCUCCAACAACUGCUACAACCAACCAGUCGGCUACUGUCAGCUUGUUGCCAAGCACAAACCAAUCCACAUCAGAAAGUAGUCCUGCUCCCACCAUCACUACUAUAAUCAAGAAGGCAAAGUCUCGGGUUCUGGAUAAGGACAGCAGGAGCAGGAACAGGCUCAGUCACACAUCUGCCCCUCUUUUCCUCAACAAGGUCAAGAAACCCCCUCAGCCCCCUGACAUUGACACCGCAGGUGCCAGCAACCGCCUGCCUGGGGGUCAGCAACCUCUGCCUCGAAGGCAACGCAGCACAAACACAGAAGGUGGAAAUUUCCAGCCAUCUCUAAAUGAACUUUACAUUCUUGAGACUAAUCAGGAAUUGAAGACAUUGAACUGUGCUUCAUCAAACAGUUGCAGCUACACAAUAUUUUUGCACAGAAGUGAAAAUUCAUCCAUGUCCCACAUCACUCUGUACAUGAGGUCCUCUGAGGUCAUGUGGGUGAGGCGGUGUAGAGUCACUAGGGGGCGUUCAUGUGUAAACCACACAGAGACUGAAUUCUCUGAGGAGAAGAGUGCCCUAUCAAAGGGGACCACUCACAUGUGGUCAGUUCCAGUGACAUCAUUCCAGGAAGUCACCUACCAUUUCCGGGUGUCACUUUCUGGUGAGGUGGGCUGCUCUAAUGAACAGGAAAAGCAGGACAGCAGGCAGUUUUCUGAUUACUUUUUCUUCGUUCAAAGCAGGUGUACUUAAGCCUAAUUGCCUAAAACGCCAAAUGAACACAUUCUCAUUCUCAUACACACCCUUUGAACCUUUUUAAUGUUCACCCCAUUACAGCGUGCCUAAGGUCGUUUGCAAUUUUGUCAGACUGAACUUUGUCAGAAUGGUGAAUAACCUUUAUAGCUUACUGUCUUCAUUGUGUGUGUUUGAGAGAGAAAAUAGGAGCAUGUGAUCAGAUUCUUAGUGUCUGAACAAACACAGCUUUUUACCUGUAGGAGGUAUCAGACCCCAUGAAAACAUUGACUCACCCACCCAGUACUUCCAAACGCACAUACAGUCUUUCCGUAUUCUUUGUUUAUCAUCUGUUCUCUAAAGCCACCAUAGGUACUUGUGUGUAUGUAUGUGUGUGUGUGUGUGUGUAUUAGGCACUUAGGGAGUGCAUUUGUCUGCUCACUCUGCCUUCCUUUGUGUGUAUAUUGCAAGUAUCUACUGACUCUGCUUUUUCCUAUUUACUGUAAAUGAGCUACACUGACUGUGACUAGUGACACUACUACCUACACAGACCAUCUGUAGGUUACCCAUGAUAUGUAAUACUUUAAUGGAACAAGACAGUUUCACUGGAUAAAAUAAGUAAAAAUUUGUAGAAAUACAGUGCUGUGCAAAAGUCAGAGACCAGCCGUCAUUUUCAGCAUCAGGAGAGAAAACGAAAACAUUUAUCAGGAAAUUGCACAGAAGCAAUGUAUUUAGUGCACCCACCCUUUACCUUUAUUACAGAUUAUGGUUUUGUUUUUUUUCAGAAGACCUGCUUUGAAUUUUUCAAAUAAAUCUGCAGGGAUAGUUUUCCAAAACUCUGACAUUCAGUCUUAAAUGUUGAUUGGUUGCAUUUGCUCACUAUCUAUGCAAACCCAAACACAUUCAGUGAUGUUGAGGUCUGGACUCUGGGGUUGUUAGUCCAUUGUUCUAAGAACACCAGCAGCUUCUCUAUUUUAUUUGCAACUGUUCUUUUUCAUCUAUUUCCUUUUCUCAGUUACAGUUUAUUGACAGCUGCACAUUCUUUCAGACUCAUUGUGCUGAGUUGUUCUCACAGUGGAAGUCCCCAUUGUGGGACUAAUAAGGGUCACUUAAUAAGGAUGGAUAAAAACACCUGUGGAUUUUUUUAAUGUGAGCUCCUGCUUUAAUAACCUACAAUUUGGCAGAUAAAAUUUGACACCUCUGGUUUAUCUGAUGGUGACAGUUUUUAUGGUUUGCCAAGUCUAGGACAGUUAUUAGGUUGCUUUGUCUAUAUACACUUACCAGCCACUUUAUUAAGUACACCUGUUCAGUUGCUUGUUAACAGAAAUAGCUAAUCAGCCAAUCACAUGACCACAACUGAAUGCAUUUAGGCAUGUAGAGGUGGUCAAGACAACUUG
Molecule: messenger RNA, 5166 nt
Organism: Pygocentrus nattereri (red-bellied piranha)
Lineage: Eukaryota; Metazoa; Chordata; Actinopteri; Characiformes; Serrasalmidae
Gene: myrf
Product: myelin regulatory factor
Exons: 27
Coding region: 635-3790 (1051 amino acids)
Biological process (GO): protein autoprocessing; central nervous system myelin maintenance; positive regulation of DNA-templated transcription
Cellular component (GO): endoplasmic reticulum membrane; nucleus
Molecular function (GO): sequence-specific DNA binding; DNA-binding transcription factor activity
Source: RefSeq, a predicted model, not a curated record